AUGGCGGGAGAGUUGAUUGAAUUGAGUCGUGCGCACCUUUGUGCUUCUCCGCAGGCGCCAGUACCGUAUCCGCGCCUGUCGCGGAUGGUGAUUGAUCUUUUCUCAGUGCCAGCCAUGUCUUCCAAGCCAGAGCGCAUCUUCAGUCUUACAGGGCAGAUGAUUACUGCUCAGAGAGGCCGCCUCAAAGCUGAUCUUAUAGGAGCUGCUUAA
Messenger RNA from Aspergillus tanneri, 210 nucleotides. RefSeq lists its product as uncharacterized. The coding region runs from base 1 to 210 and encodes 69 amino acids. Gene Ontology annotation, molecular function: protein dimerization activity. The record is from RefSeq and is a predicted model, not a curated record. NCBI's taxonomy places the organism in Eukaryota, Fungi, Ascomycota, Eurotiomycetes, Eurotiales, Aspergillaceae. The transcript has 2 exons.